Molecule: messenger RNA, 3344 nt
Organism: Cercocebus atys (sooty mangabey)
Lineage: Eukaryota; Metazoa; Chordata; Mammalia; Primates; Cercopithecidae
Gene: RNF157
Product: ring finger protein 157
Exons: 19
Coding region: 141-2183 (680 amino acids)
Biological process (GO): protein ubiquitination
Cellular component (GO): cytoplasm
Molecular function (GO): ubiquitin protein ligase activity
Source: RefSeq, a predicted model, not a curated record
AGCCGCAGCGCCGCAGCUGAGCCGGCCGCUGCGGGCAGUCGGCCCCCGCACCGGGCGCGGGGCGGGCGGCCGCGGUGAGGCGCGGAGGGCGGCGCGGGCACCGGGGCCGGGCCAGGGCUGCAGCUGCAGCGGCCGCGGCCAUGGGGGCCCUGACGAGCCGGCAGCACGCGGGCGUGGAGGAGGUGGACAUCCCGUCCAAUUCCGUGUACCGCUACCCGCCCAAGUCCGGAAGCUAUUUUGCCAGCCACUUCAUUAUGGGAGGAGAGAAGUUUGACUCAGCUCAUCCUGAAGGUUACCUGUUUGGAGAGAACAGCGAUCUGAACUUUCUGGGGAACAGACCAGUUGCGUUCCCUUAUGCCGCCCCACCUCCCCAAGAACCUGUGAAGACUCUGAGAAGCCUGGUCAAUAUCCGAAAGGACACGCUGAGGCUCGUCAAAUGUGCUGAGGAAGUGAAGAGCCCUGGAGAAGAGGCCAGCAAAGCUAAAGUCCACUACAAUGUUGAGUUCACCUUUGACACAGAUGCUAGGGUAGCCAUCACCAUCUAUUACCAGGCCAUGGAAGAGUUCCAGAAUGGUAUUGCCAGCUACAUUCCCAAAGACAACAGCCUCCAGUCAGAGACUGUGCACUACAAGCGAGGAGUGUGUCAGCAGUUCUGCCUGCCCUCCCACACCGUGGAUCCCUCCGAGUGGGCCGAAGAGGAGCUUGGCUUUGAUCUGGACAGAGAAGUUUACCCUCUAGUGGUACAUGCUGUGGUGGAUGAAGGAGACGAGUAUUUUGGCCAUUGCCAUAUACUGCUGGGGACUUUUGAGAAGCACACAGAUGGAACUUUCUGUGUCAAGCCCCUCAAACAGAAACAAGUAGUAGACGGGGUCAGCUACCUCCUUCAGGAGAUCUAUGGAAUUGAAAACAAGUACAACACACAAGAUUCUAAGGUGGCUGAAGACGAAGUGAGUGAUAACAGUGCCGAGUGUGUGGUGUGUCUCUCGGAUGUCCGGGACACCUUGAUUCUGCCCUGUCGCCACCUCUGCCUCUGUAACACCUGUGCAGACACCCUGCGCUACCAGGCCAACAACUGCCCCAUCUGCCGACUGCCCUUCCGGGCACUGCUUCAGAUCCGAGCCAUGAGGAAAAAAUUGGGCCCUUUGUCCCCAACCAGCUUUAACCCCAUCAUCUCAUCCCAGACAUCUGACUCUGAAGAACAUUCAUCCUCAGAGAAUAUUCCACCAGGCUAUGAAGUAGUAUCUCUUCUGGAGGCCCUCAAUGGGCCCCUCACCCCAUCCCCAGCAGUUCCUCCACUUCACGUGCUUGGAGAUGGCCACCUCUCAGGAAUGCUCCCUUCGUAUGGCAGUGAUGGCCACCUGCCCCCUGUCAGGACCAUCUCACCUCUUGACCGCCUGUCUGACUGCAGCAGCCAGGGACUCAAACUCAAAAAGAGUCUCUCCAAGUCCAUUUCCCAAAACUCUUCCGUGCUGCAUGAAGAGGAAGAUGAGCGUUCCUGCAGUGAGUCGGAGACACAGCUCUCUCAGAGACCAUCAGCUCAGCAUCUCGGAGAGGAAUGUGGUGUGACUCCAGAAAGUGAGAAUCUCACCUUGUCGUCAUCUGGAGCUAUUGACCAGUCGUCUUGUACAGGGACGCCUCUGUCGUCCACUAUUUCCUCCCCAGAAGGCCCUGCCAGCAGCAGCUUGGCCCAGUCUGUCAUGUCCAUGGCAUCCUCCCAGAUCAGCACCGACACCGUCUCCUCCAUGUCUGGCUCCUACGUCGCCCCUGGCACUGAAGAGGAGGGAGAGGCUCUCCCUUCCCCCCAGUCUGCCAGCAGGGCCCCCUCAGAAGAAGGAGAGGGGCUGCCAGCGGAGUCUCCAGACAGCAACUUUGCUGGCCUCCCAGCUGGAGAGCAGGAUGCAGAGGGAAAUGAUGUUAUGGAGGAAGAGGAUGGAUCACCCACGCAGGAAGAUGGCCAGAGGACAUGCGCAUUUCUAGGUAUGGAGUGUGACAAUAACAAUGACUUUGACAUCGCAAGCGUGAAAGCACUGGACAAUAAGCUGUGCUCUGAGGUCUGCUUACCUGGUGCCUGGCAGGCUGAUGACAAUGCCGUCAGUCGGAAUGCCCAGCGCCGGCGCUUGUCAUCCAGCAGCCUGGAGGACUCUGAGACGAGGCCCUGUGUGUGGGGCCCCUUGGCUGUCUGAGCCCCAACCUCUGCACUUGGGCUCCUCUCCUGCCCCUGCAUUCCAUCCAUCCUCACUCAGCUGCUGCCUCCUGGGCAUCCUCAGCAAGAUGCUGGAGACUUUUCACCCUCCUGUGACAGCUGUUACAACCUGUAACCACAAUCCCUCACCUCUCAGAGGGAACUGGAGCUCUCCUUUCUCCCCGUGACCUAAAGCCACUCAAUGAACUGCAGCUCACGAGACCCUUUGCAGGGACUCUGGAAUGCCCCCACGGUAUCUUGAUGUUCAGGUGGAGCUGGGGUCCAUGGGCUAAUUUCUUACACAUCUUUUUUCUCCUUAGGGGGUAGAACAAGAAGGCUUAGAGUUUUGGCAGCUUUGUUACAAACAUCCCUCGGCAUUUCCUGGUCUCUGGCACAUCAUAACCAAUUGGAAACCUGCAGUUUGGGGUAGGGCUGUGAAAAGGGAGAGCAAUACUGCACGGAUAUGGCAUUUCCCUUCACAAGCACUAGGAGCACCUUUCUCAAGGACAAGAAAUGGUAGCAACCAAAAGGUUGGUUGAAAGAAAAAAUCCUUCCUUCUGGUAGCAGAGCCAGUCUCCUGGGCCUCACGUGCCUGUCUGCUUAAGAAGAAGCCCUUGAAUCUGAGAAUCCCCCAGUUAAGAUGAUUUCCCUUAAGGAGCAUUUCUCCUGAUCAGGUGCAUUCAGGGAGGCCUGGGACUCCAUCCUAAGGUGACAUUUCAAGAAACGUGUUGACCACCUCUGUGUGCCAAGCACUGGGUGAGGAGUGGUCUUAUAUUUCAUCUUCACUCACCCGGGAGGUGGCAUUCUUGUCCCUAUUGCCCCCAUCUCUACCCCCUUUUGUUAAUGGUUGAGAGAAAUGUGAACCAGUGAUUCUUAGUUUGGUGCCCAGGUCCCCAAAGGAAGUGGUGGAGAGCCUUGAACUAAGUUCAGGCAGCAGCAUGUGGCCAGCAGCAGUGCGCUGGGAGCAGAGGUUGGAAUCAGGGCUCAGGGCCUUCACCUCAAGGGCUCUCCCCAUCCUCCAUGUGUUCCUCCCUUACCUUCCAGAGCUACUGAGCCUAAUCACUGAAGAGGGAGACGGAGCCAGUCACAUGCUGACUGGCAGUUCAGAAAUAGUGUUCUGUUCGUGUGCACUCCCCGCCCCAGUCCAGUGUGAGGUCACAAA